CUUUCACCAACCAUCCUGAUCAAGCAACCCACCUCCUUGACGGAGAGCUUGAUCUAUCAAUCUUAUCUCUGGAUACCCAAAGUCCCUCGAUGGGACUUUCGUCCAGCAAUCCCAACUUUAUCUUACUAAUGUAUCUAUAUCUAUCGAUGUAUUCUACAGCCCACGCUUACAAAAGGGGGACACGGCUUAUACGAGGCGAACAAAAUUCUUUUGGGGUUCUUUUGGUUUUUGAAUUCUGUGUAUGGCUUAUGGGAUAUGGGUUUCUUUUUUUUCUGGCGGAUAUUCCCCCUUCUGUUCUUUUUCUUUCUGGGUUCAGGGUUAGGCUUUCUUGGGGCGUUAGACACAAACUGAUUUAAACGAGGCCCGAUCUGGUCUCUUUUUCUGCCGAA
Aspergillus uvarum CBS 121591 is the source of this 389-nucleotide messenger RNA. RefSeq lists its product as uncharacterized. NCBI's taxonomy places the organism in Eukaryota, Fungi, Ascomycota, Eurotiomycetes, Eurotiales, Aspergillaceae. The transcript has a single exon. Bases 90 to 356 code for a protein of 88 amino acids. The record is from RefSeq and is a predicted model, not a curated record.